GGCAGGAAGAGAACUUCCCCCGUUCUUCCGGGUCAGACUUGUAAUAUUUGUGGUUGUUUGGGAGGCGCGAUGGCUGAAGACCCCGCGCUGUCUCUCCGGGUGUCGGAGAUCAAGGACCCGGAGGUUCUGUUCGAGCGUUACAACACCGCGGAGAUCCGGCGGGUCGAACGCAAAGUCCGCGGCGAGAUCGAGCAGAAGAAGGAGGAGCUGAGGCAGAUGGUGGGGGAGCGGUACCGGGACCUGAUCGAUGCCGCCGACACCAUCGGCGAGAUGAGGCAGUGCUCGGAGAGCGUGGUCCAGUCCAUCCAGGACAUGCACCGGUACUGCCACCAGCUGAAACAGGGCCGAGCCGGCACGACCAGCUGCAGGCAGGAGGACCCGACACAGUGGCAGGAGAAGUUCUACACCAUGGCCUCCCAGAUCAAGCUCCUCUUGGAGAUCCCAGAGCGCAUCUGGAGCGCCAUGGAGGCGUCCCAGUACCUCCAGGCCACCCAGCUCUACCUGCUUUGUUGCCACCUGCACAGUCUGCUGCAGCUGGGUGCCGCUACAGGGGGCAAUUACAGCCCCGUCCUGGUCCGCUUCCCAAUUUUGGUCCGGCAGGUAGCCACCACAGGACACUUCAGGUCCACCAUUCUCCUGGAGAGCAGGUCUCUGCUCCAGGGCCGCGCCGUGUCUGACCAGGCCAUAGCUGAGGCCCUGGUGUCCACCAUGCUGCUGGAGGACAGCUCACCACGCCAGGCCCUGGCUGACUUUCUGUUGGCGCGGAAGGCCUCAAUCCAUCAGCUGCUCAACCAACCACAGCACGGUGCAGGGAUCAAGGCCCAGGUGUGCAGCCUGGUGGAGCUGCUUGUCACCACUUUGUUCCAGGCCUACGCUGUCUUCUACCUGCCCCCAGAAGGAGGCCCCAGGCCGGGGGAGGGGGCCCUGAGCUGUGGCAUGCUCUUCUCUACCUUGGAGAAUGUCACCUCCACCACAUACGCAGCUAAAGACAGGACGGUGUUGCAGGAAGAGACAAGCACAGGCUGCUGGUUCAAAUACCUGCCGCACUCCAUCACCGAGUUCCAGCCCGCCCUUCGCACACUGGCUAAGCCGAUCCAGAGAGAGCAGCUCCGGGACACCCUUCAGCAGUGGAUCGAUACCUGUAAGGAGGACAUCUGCCGUGGCGUCAGCGGCCUUCUGGUCUAUGUAAAGAGCCUGAAGGGGUUGGCGGCCAUCAGAGACUCUGUAUGGGACCUCCUGUCCACCGAGUCCAUCAGUCAGCACUGGAGCGCUGUGUGUCAGCGGCUGCUGGAGCGCCCCCUGGCUGUGUGGGACGACUUCCUGCAGCAACUCUUCCUUCAGCGCCUGCAGGCUAUCACCAAAGAAGAAACUGAAGCCAUCUCAACAAGCUCCAUCCAGCUCCUCACCUCAACUGUGAGGGAUCUUGAGGGCCAGACCAUCCAUACUUCAGCUACCAACCCUGGCUCAGCCCGCGGCGCCCAGUACGAGGUAGAUGUGGCGUCCUUCCUGUGGUCGGAAUCCCCGGGGGACCUGCUGAGCGAUGCAGGGUGGGUCAGCGUGAAUCAGCGGGGGCAGAAGCAUCAGAGGAGUAGCCUGGCCAUGAAGACCCAGGCCGUCACGCCCUUCGUCCAGAACUUCUGCUCCUCUCUGGAUGCUAAGCUAAAGGCCAGGCUGGACGACCUGCGGUACUACCUCCCCUUCCAAGACCCAGGAUCCAGCUCCGUCUCAGCCCCCCCUUCUGGACCCAGCGAGAGCGCGUCAGCGUCCUCUUUUAACCGCUUCACCGAUUCUCCAGCAGUGGAGGACGCUUUACGGGAGGGCUGCCUGGCCUGUGUCCGCCUCAUCCUGUCUUCCAUUCGCUCCGAACUGCUCUCCGCCCCCCCUGACCUCAGCCCCGCCCGCCUCAGUUCAGUCCUUUUCAUGGCCAGGCUCUGCCAGUCCAUGGGGGAACUGUGCCCCAACCUGAAGCACUGCAUCCUGGGGAAACAGAGCGGUUCUGAGGCCACAGCGAAGGGGACCCCCAGACAGGGCAAGAAGCUGGGCAAAGCCAGGGCCACCACGGAGGCCAGCCCCUCCCAAACCAAGUGGGCAGCUCUGAAGGAGGAUUUCCUCGUUUGCAGCAUGGAGGCGUACCGCAUCUGGAGCUCCGCCCUGUCCAAAGUGCUGCUGGAUAAGUUUGCCACAGCGCUGCAUGCCGAGUCUGCCGGGGCCAUCCUCACAACCGCAACGAACUGGGAGGAUCUGGAGAUCCAGGAGGAAGCCGAGUCGGGGAGCAAUGUCACAUCCAAGAUCCGUCUUCCAGUCCAGCCGUCCUGGUUCGUGCAGUCUCUGCUAUUCCAGCUGUGUGUGCAGGUGAACAGGGUGGGGGGGCAUGCUCUGCCCCGGCCCACCCUGCAGGAGCUGCUGCACACCUGUUUGAAUCAGGUCCUGCACCACUACCAAACCCUCACGCAGCAGGCCCCCAGCAGGGAGGGCGUAUUCCCCAUGACUCAGAACAGAGCCUUACAGCUGCUGUUUGACCUCCGUUACCUUCACACUAUUCUGGGUAGCAGAGUGGAGGAAGGAAAGGGCUCCCGAUCCCACCAAGACCCCAGAUUCCACGAGGUGUGUGAUUGGCUGGAGGGCUACAUCGACCCCUUUGACCUGGAUGUGUUCACACCGCCGCUCAACACCAACCUCAACCGCCUGUCCCAGAGGACCUCGGUGCUGCUGGGGCUGCUGACGGGCUCAGAGAAGCAGUUUGCCCCGCGGAGCAGCAGUGGCAACUCUCAGGAGCCCUACAACAUCCUGCCACUAGCCAGCAGCCAGACCAGGUUCGGGUUGUUGCCUCUCAGCACGUCCAGUGUGCGUAAAUCCAAGUCAGCCCCCCGGAGCUGUGACGCUGCUCUCCAGCUGCGUUUUUGAGAUGCACAGGUAAGUGUGUGCGUGUGUUCUUAGUGGUGACUUGGUUUAGUGCCACAGGGCUUCAUAACUGAUAUAUUGUGAUAUUUCUCACUAAUCUGCCACCCUGCUUGUGCUCGUCAUGUAGUUUGGGAUCAGACUAAAGUCUGGAGAACUCCUUGGGGUAGCAGAGGACGUGGGCUGUUCUUACCUGUUUUUAAAUGGACCAAUCACAUCUUUAAUGAAUGCAUUAUUGGUCAAGUUUGUCUUGGCAGCAGAAAAAGAAAAAAGCAGAUGUCCCUAUGCAGCUAAAGUUGUGAUUGGUCGAAAACUUUCACUUUUAAAACUUAUCCAUCAAAAAUGCCUCGACAAAUCACACUGGCAUCUGAGGAAAUAGUUUUUAAUACUCAUUAGCUGUCUCAACAGUAACAUGAUAACAAUGUCAGUUGGCUUUGAGCUAAUAGAGUGUUUGGGGUAAGCUAGGCUAACAAUGUUCUGUCUCCGUACAGGCUACACACAGGGGAAAAUCUAUUUCAAUCAACCGUUUUCUUUAAAUGGUCUGACUGUUCGUUGGGGCUCAUGAACAUCACGUUGGCGGUUCUGUGAAUCAUUGGGUCCAGAGGUCCAUGAUAACUGUUUGAAACCAUUUCAAGAAUCUUCUGGAAACCGAGAAAGUAGUCCGCACGAGUCCUCAGCUUGUGUAUUUACUAGACAUGAUCCUCGGAGGGCUCUCGCACUGGACAUUCAGCAUGCUACGGUAGUAGCCCUUAUGUAAGCCUAGAUUAUUUAACUUUAUUUGACUGUUUGGAAUCCAAUGCUGAAAUACUGGAGUGUUAGCAUGGAGCAGCACCGGUGUUAGCAUGGAGCAGCACCGGUGUUAGCAAGGAGCCGCACAGGUGUUAGCAUGGAGCAGCACCGGUGUUAGCAUGGAGCAGCACAUUUGUUAGCAAGGAGCAGCACAGGUGUUAGCAUGGAGUAGCACAGGUGUUAGCAAGGAGCAGCACAGGUGUUAGCAUGGAACAGCACAUUUGUUAGCAAGGAGCAGCACAGGUGUUAGCAUGGAGCAGCACAUUUGUUAGCAUGGAGCAGCACAUUUGUUAGCAAGGAGCAGCACAGGUGUUAGCAUGGAGCAGCACAUUUGUUAGCAAGGAGCAGCACAGGUGUUAGCAUGGAGUAGCACAGGUGUUAGCAUGGAGCAGCACAUUUGUUAGCAAGGAGCAGCACAGGUGUUAGCAAGGAGCAGCACAGGUGUUAGCAUGGAGCAGCACAUUUGUUAGCAAGGAGCAGCACAGGUGUUAGCAUGGAGCAGCACAUUUGUUAGCAUGGAGUAGCAUAGUGGGAUCUAGCUAGCCCUGAUCCAGGAUUGUAAUGCUACAAAACAGUGCUAGAUUGUUCCUUUACCGUUUUACUAAACUACAAACAUUUCAAUCAUUUUCAUUAUUCAUCACUGAGGAGUUUGAUGGGUGUUUGUAACCAAAAUGUCCACAUCAGAAGUGGUCUGGAUCAAGACUUAGUCCUGACCAACACUGGAGUUGUAUGUUGUACAACCUGACGUGUCUCCUUCCUCCGGCAGGCGACUCCGUCCUCCCUGGCAGACGGUGAGGACAGCUUCCGUCCCGGCAGCCUGUUCAGACAGCUGGCCGAUCAGGACGGGGACACGGCCACUCAGUCUUUAUUCAAACUCAGCU
Messenger RNA from Gasterosteus aculeatus aculeatus (three-spined stickleback), 4568 nucleotides. NCBI's taxonomy places the organism in Eukaryota, Metazoa, Chordata, Actinopteri, Perciformes, Gasterosteidae. The record is from RefSeq and is a predicted model, not a curated record.